CAGCGAAGAAGAGAUGGCGUCACGACUCGCAAAUAAUUUGAGACAUGAAGAUUUUAUUCUUUCUUGUUGAAUAGAUUACUUUCCCCAGUGUCAGAAUGGAAAUCAUGGCUGUGAAUAUGCUGACUAGCUCGCCUGCUAUGGUCACGCUUCCCCCCUCGCCAUGUUCAGAGGACCCUGGCCCUCCAUUUCGAACGCUGGACAGUGAUGACUAUGUGUUCAUAGAACCUCGCCAUCCCAACAAAGUUCUGGAAGGCCUGAACAGUCUCCGUCUUAACAACGCCUUCUGUGAUGUGACCCUGUGCUGUGGGGGGCAGGAGUUCCCAUGUCACCGCAUCGUACUGGCCUCCUUCAGCUCUUACUUUCAGGCUAUGUUCUCUACCGACCUGAUGGAGUCGCGGCAGGAGCGGGUGGCCAUCAACGGGGUGGAGCCGCAGAUGAUCGGCAUGCUGGUGAGCUACGCCUACACGGCCGAGGUGGUGAUCUCCAAGGCCAACGUUCAGGCCCUGCUGGCUGCCGCCAACCUCCUGGACGUCAUGGCGGUGCGAGAGGCUUGCUGCCGCUUCAUGGAGCGCCAGAUGGACGAGGUGAACUGCGUGGGCAUCCACUGCUUCGCUGAGGCCCAUUCGUGCCGGGAGCUGGAGCGCCGCAGCAUGGACUACAUCCAGCAGCACUUCAGUGCCGUGUGCCAGCAGGAGGAAUUCCUUUCUCUAUGUGCUGAUAAACUUACUGAGAUAAUCUCCAGUGACCACCUCAAUGUACCAAGGGAGGAGACAGUGUUUGAGGCAGCAGUGCUCUGGCUUGAGAAGAGUGCCUCCCGCAGGCAAAGUUUUGAAAAGGUGCUUGAACACAUCCGACUACCCCUGAUCAGCCCCUACUACAUCCAUGACGUAGUCGAGUCUCUGGAUGUGGUGAGGGAGUCUCGGAAGUGCCAGAAACUGAUCUCAGAAGCCAAGGACUACCUACUGCUCCAGGACCGCAGAGGAGAGCUGUACAGUUCCCGAGCCAGGCCACGCAGAGCCAUGGGCGUGGUGGAUGUAAUAGUGACAGUUGGCGGGGAGGACGACAAGGUUGUGCUGCGGAGUGUGGAGAGCUUUGACCCCCUGACCAGUCAGUGGAAAAGUCUAGCUUGCCUUCCCUUCGCCGUGAGCAAACACGGCUUGGUGGUGUCUGGAUCCAUGCUGUACCUGGCCGGAGGGGAGUUCCCCGAUGGCUCAGCCAGCAGAGAGAUGUGGCGUUACGACCCCUGCUUCGACUCCUGGUUAGAGAUGGCCCCCAUGAACGUGGCUCGAUCAGAACUAGGCUUGGUGAUGCUGGAUGGAUACGUUUUUGCGGUUGGAGGCUGGGAGGGUUGCUCACGCCUGGACUCGGUGGAGUGCUACAGUCCACACACCAACACCUGGCAGUUUGUGGAGUCAGUCAAAAUGGCAGUCACCAGUCCAGCUGUGGUUGCACUGGAUGGAUUGCUUUACGUCACAGGUGGUGCGGUUCUUGAAGAUGGAGAUGGAACUGACCUUGCACAAGUCUACAACCCUAAAACACGUGUGUGGACAGAAGUGGCCCCUAUGCAAAUCGCCCGCUCGGGGUCUGCAGCCUGCACUCUGAAGGGCAAGAUCUAUGUCAUAGGCGGCUGGCAUGCCUCCACAGAAAACACGGAUAAAGUGGAAUGCUACGACCCAAAAAGCAACAAGUGGACCAUGUGCGCUCCAAUGAAAGAGCGGCGCUAUCGGCCUGGAGUGGCAGUUGUGGAUGGCAAGAUCUAUGUGCUCGGAGGAGAGGAAGGCUGGGACAGGUACCAUGAUACCAUCGAGCGAUACUGUGAUGAGACAGACAGCUGGGAGAUUGUGAGUGAGAUGCCCACCAGUCGAAGCUGGCUGAGCUGUGUCUCCCUGCAGUUGAGGAAAGACACUCACGUGGCCGGCCACCCUGGUGCUGGCUCUGAGACCGAGUUUCCAGUGGACUGAACACAUCAGGCAUUGUGUGUUCAUUAAACCUCACGCUCUGUGUACCUGCACCAUGCAGCAAACGUGGUCUAGGAGGGCCCAAGAAAAGGCCAAGGGCCACUGUUGCAGUGGUUGCUGAAUGUAGUUCUGUUUGCCACUUGGCUGUGAAAUAGGACAUACUGACCCACUGACAGGUCUUAAGAAACAAGUUGUGUGAUGAGCUGUCCUCUGGGUCCAUUCCACAACCAUAGAGGGAUGGAUAGAAGCAGUUAUUUGCCAGUCUGUAUGUGUAUCCUGCAGUUUUGUUUGUCAUCCCUGAAUCUGUGAACAUUAUACAGGGUUCAACGUGUUGUCGCUAGACACCGUGUAUUUCGUGAUUGGGAAAUAUGUGGUUUUGCUCCACACCUCAACAGUCACAAAUGUGAAGUGUUUUUGUACCAUGUUUUGAAUGGUAAUGUUUGUAUUUAUUAGGUUUUUGUGUUAGACAUUGUAUGGAAAUGGGUUAUUUGUACUUUAUGUAGUAACCACUCUCUGAUAAAAAUGAGAUUUUACAGCAUAAGGCAGAAUUAGAAUCUAUCGAUUUAUCUUAGUGUACAUACAGGAAUGUUUUGUUAUACAGGUAGAUUAGCUGUGUAAAAACCACUACAAAAUAGCACUUCUUGAAUUAAGUCUCCAAUCUGAUAAGUAGGACUCCAAAUUAGAUAAAUCAAGCUUAUAUUAGGUUUCAAGGUUAAUAUUAGUAGUACAAAAAAAAAAAAAAAUUGUGGCCUUAACAUUUAGAAAGGUCUUGUCUUCAAAAUUUGUCAAUGAUAUGUGGAUUGUUCUAAGUGCUAUUAAAAUGUAUUUGUAAUUUAUAAA
Molecule: messenger RNA, 2798 nt
Organism: Electrophorus electricus (electric eel)
Lineage: Eukaryota; Metazoa; Chordata; Actinopteri; Gymnotiformes; Gymnotidae
Product: kelch-like protein 24
Molecular function (GO): protein binding
Source: RefSeq, a predicted model, not a curated record